Molecule: messenger RNA, 668 nt
Organism: Rubroshorea leprosula
Lineage: Eukaryota; Viridiplantae; Streptophyta; Magnoliopsida; Malvales; Dipterocarpaceae
Source: the annotation of a GenBank genome assembly
AAAAAGCUGCUGCUGAUGCUGCCUCUCAAAGUGCUGAUACCUUGGAGCAUGCUUUGCAACCUGCAAUGGCAUAGUAUUUCUGGGUUGCAAAAUUUUCAAUCCAUAAGACCCAAUUUUGGCCAAGUAUGAACUAUCUUUGCUCUCCAAUCUUCAUUUCAUUUUCUUUUAUCCAAAUGGGAGAUGGAAUUCCAUUUUGGUUCCUUCAUUCUAUGGUUUCUGGAGAGAAAUAUGCAGGGAAAGAAACAACGGGUUUGAGGGGAUGGAAAGAUGUUGGAGGUGUAUUUUGCAGCAUACACAGUGGGAUGCUCAUUUCAGAUUGAUUAUAAUCACUGUCUUUACAAGUGGAAUUGGAAUGCUGAGUUUGUUUACAAAGCAGAUUAGAUAUACUGCCAUUGAAGAAGAUCAUCAGAAGAAGAAACUUGGUAGGAAAGUUCUUAUGGCUUGUACCAAACCAGACAAGAGCUGGACCAAACUGAAUGUUGAUUGCUCUGACAUCAAGCACACAAAGCAGAGCCAGGAGGACUGAUUUGAGGCAAAUGUGGAAAUUGUAUCAAGGGAUUCAGUCUUUUCCUGCCUGAAUUGCAACAUUAAGUUGGUUGAGUUUUAGGGCGUGUUUGGAUGGGGAGGGGAAGGGAGACUAUUUCCACCAAUCAAAUUAAGUCGUUUUC